GUCACAACGCGAUUCCUCCUUCCUGAGGAGAGGAAGUUCCUCUGCUGGAGCUGAACCCGACAAAUGCCCAAGCACGCGCUGAUCGUCGGCGCCUCGGCGGGCAUCGGCCUCGCCGUGGCGCGCAAGGUGGCGCCGUUGGUGGACAAGUUGACGCUGUGCUCGCGCAGGUGUCCUCCGGGCCUGGUGGCGUCCAUCCAGGCGGACAAUCCGAGCCUCGACGUGGUCUACGAGCGCCUGGACGUGUCUCUCUUGCACGAGGUGCGCCAGUUCACGCGCCGCCACCAGGACACCCAGUUCGACUGGAUCGUGCUCACGGCCGGCAUCUUGUCGCUCAAUGGACGCACGGAGACCAAGGAGGGGCUGGACGUCAAGAUGAGCACGCACUACUACGGACGGUUCAUGCUGGUGCACGACCUGCUCGAAGGGCUCAACAGACCAGGAGUGCGUGUGCUCAACGUACUGGGCGCUGGCCGAGGCGGAGCUCCUCACCUCGAUGACCUCGAUCUGAAGAAAAACUACUCUAUCAAGCACUGCGCAGACGCCACGACGCUUUACUCGGACUUGAUGGCUCAGGCGCUGUCGGAGCACGCGCCGAACGCGUCCUUCAUGCACAUUUACCCGGGCUUCGUCAACACGGGGCUGUUCAACCGCUUCCCGUGGUACGUGCGUCUGCCGUCCAAAGCCUUCGCGGCUGUGGCAGCCCACUCGCCUGAACGCUGUGCCGAUUACUUGGUGGCCACCCUGACCAAACCGCAGUUCGCCACGGGCUGGAAGCUGCUGGGCGAGCGCGGCGAGGUGCUGCCCAAGACGAAGUACCACACCGACAAGCUCAAAGUUGUCGUCUGGAAGCACACGCUCAAGACCAUCGAGGCCGUGAUGAAGCAAUAAGGUUUUCGCUGCCCUGGAGUGAGUGAGCGACCGCUUCUUGGGUUCCAAGACCAAUUCGUUGUUUAUCGUCCCACAUGUAGCGCUGCGACUGGCGAGUCAAACAGAAGUCUGUAAGUGUAAUGCAGCAAGACGACGCGAAAGAACACACUUCAACGUUCAUCGCAUGACU
Messenger RNA from Phytophthora sojae, 1057 nucleotides. RefSeq lists its product as hypothetical. Bases 64 to 888 code for a protein of 274 amino acids. NCBI's taxonomy places the organism in Eukaryota, Oomycota, Peronosporomycetes, Peronosporales, Peronosporaceae. The record is from RefSeq and is a predicted model, not a curated record. The transcript has 3 exons.